CGCACUCGUCCUCUUAAACGUCGACGAUCCCCUCGAUUAUUAACGCCGGGUUUCGCCAGAUAAAAAGUUACUUAAUAACGAGCCACACGCUUGUAUAUUUUCAAAUUUCCAUUUUAGUCGCGGAGCACGUGGGGAUUCAUAGCGCAAGGAGGUAAAAGUCACGGCUCUCGCGGUGCAAGAAGCUCAACGUCGCGGCCGGUUUAUGAAUUCGACAGAAAUUUUCUCCGAUAAUCAUUAUAUAUUUCAUACUAUGUGAUAAAUUAACUUAUAAAGUACUUCCAAAAAUGUUGUUUAUUUUUUGUUGAAAUUGCCAACGUAAUUAGAACGAAUGAUUCGAGACUGAAAAAUCAUUAAAAGAAAUAUAAAAACUUGGCAAAUAUAAGAAGUAGAAACUAAGCUCUUCCAUAGUUAUUCAACAGAAUGGCUAAUCCAGGGACUGUUAUUGCACACAUUGUAAAGCUAAUUGUUACCAUUACAUGUAUGAAAUUCUUCAAGGAUUCAUUUACAUUACGAGCGGCCGAGCAAGGAUGGGCCGUUCGCGCUUUUCAAAUCCUACUUGUGCAUUCUAUUCUGGGAAUAUUUAGAUUCGGAGGGCCGGGAAUCACGAAGCGCUUCAGAAACUUCUACGAGCUCUUUUCGAGCGUAAUCGAAGUCGUGCCCUUCGCCUUCUUCACCACCGAAGUCCUGCUCAAGUACUGCGUCCGCGAGGAGUUUCGCUUCCUCCUCCUGGCUUUCGGCCUCUUGCCCACCGUCAUCGAGCUCAGCUCCACGAGGAUCAAGGAUCGCUCGAAGCUACAGAAUUUUACCAACUUCGUGCUCUUCCUGCAGAUGAUUAGCCUCAUCCUGGUGUGCCUCUUCAACGAUAAUUACGGGGGCUUGAGCCUCGGGGCUUCAUUGGCCGUCGCGCGUUACAUCUCCGAGGACUUCUGCGACCAUUACGAAGUGCCCUACGUCGAUCUCUCCCAGUACAGCUUGAGCUUCGUCGAAAUCUUCGCCCUCGCCUCGCUCAAGGAGGCCUAAGUAUACGAUUGAACGGCCGGCCUUGAGCUGCGAGGUCAUGAAGAGGAUCGUCCCCUUGGCGAUCACACCGC
Ceratosolen solmsi marchali is the source of this 1091-nucleotide messenger RNA. RefSeq lists its product as uncharacterized. NCBI's taxonomy places the organism in Eukaryota, Metazoa, Arthropoda, Insecta, Hymenoptera, Agaonidae. The record is from RefSeq and is a predicted model, not a curated record. The coding region runs from base 421 to 1020 and encodes 199 amino acids. The transcript has 4 exons.